CACCGACGAGCCUACAGCGUGUAGCAUCCCGGCUACUUGUUCUGCAGAAUCUGUCUAAACACUUGUGAUUAUUCGUGUGUGACACACAAAAGUACCUUGAUUCUGCUGUCAUGGAACCGUUUGCAGAUGCGCUGUUCUGGGUCGGGGCUGUGACUGUGCUCUGGCUGUCGGUGAGCUCUCUGUGGAGUCUGAUCAACGGGAUUCGAGUGUGGAUUUUGGGCAAUGGAAAUCUGAUGAGGGCGAGCAGUCUCGGCAAAUGGGCAGUUGUGACUGGGGCCACCGAUGGAAUCGGAAAAGCCUAUGCGGAGGAGCUUGCUCGAAGAGGUUUUGCCAUUGUUCUCAUCAGCCGUACUCAAGAGAAGCUGGAUGAAGUGUCCAAAGCUAUUGAGAGCAAGUAUAAAGUAGAGACCAAAACCAUUUCUGCUGACUUUGGAUCUGUGGACAUCUAUCCUAAGAUUGAAUCUGGACUGGCUGGACUGGAAAUCGGAGUUUUGGUUAACAAUGUUGGAGUUUCGUAUUCCUACCCAGAGUUCUUCCUCAAUAUUCCUGAUGUUGACAGUUUCAUCAACAACAUGAUCAACAUCAAUAUUAUGUCAGUUUGUCAGAUGACCAGGUUGGUACUGCCCAGGAUGGUAGACAGGUCUAAAGGAGUGAUAUUGAAUGUUGCCUCUGCGAGUGGCAUGUACCCAGUUCCCCUCCUCACUCUCUACUCUUCCACAAAGGCCUUUGUGGACUUCUUCUCCCGAGGACUUGAUGCUGAAUACAAAAGCAAAGGAAUCAUUAUUCAGAGUGUGCUGCCAUUUUAUGUGACCACCAAGCUGAGCAAGAUCAGGAAGCCCACUCUUGACAUUCCCACUCCAGAACGCUAUGUAAAAGCCCAGCUGAGCACUAUAGGCCUGCAGACUCAGUCCAACGGAUACCUUCCUCAUGCCAUUAUGGGCUGGGUGACUGCUUCUCUGCUUCCUGCAAAGCUGCUCAACAAAUAUGUUAUGGGCAUGGGGUUGUCCCAGCGAGCACGCUAUCUGAAGAAACAGAAACAAGGUUAGAAAUAGACAAAAGGACACACAGAGGGGUAAAGGGACGGUGUAAAGAAAAGGAACGAACCAAAAAAAAUAAAAAUCUCUCUGCCUCUUUGCUGUUGGGGCCAAGAGCAGUCUCACCGAACUGCUCCUGAUAAUUCUGUUGGAGACUCUACGAAUCAAGCAGUGUGUUGUUUUUUCCAAGCACUACAGUGGUGUGUUGAGUCGUAGCUAACAAAACAUGAUUUGCUUCAACAGCCAAUGGUGACCAACGGUUCUUAUUAGCUCUGAGUUGUAUCCUAACAGUCACUAAACCAGAUUGAUUGGUAUAGUUUGUUGUUGUUUUCUUGUAAUGUUUAGAUUGAGAAAGUAAUUUUUUUAUAAUAGUGUUCUGAUGGGCAUGAAUAGUGAGCAAGAUCUUCUCAGCUUAAAUGAAAAGUCUAUUUCCGUAAUGUCCAUUCAAUUUGAGAAUAUUUAUGACUGAUAUGAAUCAAAUUUGCUAGGCUGCCUGCAAUCAUUUAAAAAGUAUAUCUGAAAUGAUGCACUUAUUAACUUGGUUUAUCUUUGAAGAGUUCAGAUGCAAAAACCUUUAAUUGCCAUAUGAAAUUUCCAUCAAAAAUGAACAUUUUUCUCAGACUCCUUUGUAUAUGUUGAGAUAUUUCACUUUGAAGACCAUUAAAAGGACUUUUUCUUUGCCAUAAAAAGGAUAUUACUAAAAACCUGAUAAAAAUGCUCAUUUCAGAAGAAAAUUUCAGAUGGCAUUUAGAGGUUUUUGCAUCGGAACUCUUCAUUUGCUUUUUGUUUGUUUGACUUGUCAGUUGCCUGCAAACUAAGUGCACUACAUGAACUAUUUUCCUGCCCAUCACAGAUGGCUCUAUGCAUUUUUCAUCUUUAAAGAAAGAUGAUGCGAUUCUAAUGCACUAACAUUGUUGUGGAAGGUUUGUGUGUGUGUGUUGUACGGUUAACUUUUGUAAUACUGGUACUGCUGGCCACUGAAAGCAAAUUUAAAUUCUGAAAACAUUUCGUUUGAAAACUAAGGCUGUGGUUCUGUUAUUAUCUGGUCAGUGAUAAUGCAGUAUUUUCUCCAAAAACAUUUCUUUUCAACUCCAGAGCGCUGAUCGGCACUUUCAGCUUUUGGUAUGAAUCACUUUACUAAAGCCAGCAGCAGACUAAAUGUAAUGCUCAUGCCUGCGUUUGAAUUAAUACAUUUCAAAUAAAAACAAAAAUGUAAUAAUAA
This is a messenger RNA of Danio rerio (zebrafish), 2256 nucleotides long. RefSeq names its product hydroxysteroid (17-beta) dehydrogenase 12b (gene hsd17b12b). Gene Ontology annotation, molecular function: steroid dehydrogenase activity, acting on the CH-OH group of donors, NAD or NADP as acceptor; estradiol 17-beta-dehydrogenase [NAD(P)+] activity; very-long-chain 3-oxoacyl-CoA reductase activity. Gene Ontology annotation, cellular component: endoplasmic reticulum membrane; cytoplasm. Gene Ontology annotation, biological process: estrogen biosynthetic process; lipid biosynthetic process; fatty acid biosynthetic process. NCBI's taxonomy places the organism in Eukaryota, Metazoa, Chordata, Actinopteri, Cypriniformes, Danionidae. The record is from RefSeq and is marked provisional.